AUGGAUUCAGAGGACGAUGAUGCUAUGUAUGACGACGAGCAAGAGGACAGCUUUAACGAAUCCGGCUCGGAAGAAGGCGAUGAAAGUGACUUCGACAUCGAUUGCGAUGAACCCUCAACUCCGAAGAGACCUCACAUAAAUGACGAUUUUCAUUACGAAUGUCUAACUCCUGAAGCUUUAGUCAGUUAUAUGAAUGAUAUCAUCGAUGAAGUAAAUAAUGUUUUUCAGGUAGGUGUCCGAGGUCUCGCGGAAGUACGUAAGUUUUUAAGCUUGAGUUUUACGUAUUCCUCAAUGUAUGCAAACAAAAACAAUGCACCGUGCAUUGCAUGGUAGAUCUUGCUGGCGAUAUUCUAAAAGAAACGGUGGUUUUGACAAACUGCUGAGUACUAUAGGAUUUCAAUACUUUAAUUUUAUACUACAAGAAUAAAUGAAGGAUUUAAUUAAGCAGUUAUCUGGUGGUUUUAGGGGUUUUCAAAAAGCUUAUAAUUUUUCAUCUUUUGUGUUCUAAAAAUUGCUAAUCUGGAAAUUUGCUGAUUCUACCAUUUGGAGAUUUUUUGCUGAUUACAAAGAUUUAAGACGCUUCUGUUGAGUAGCUCCGGUCAAUGUCUUUGUGAUUUUCUUUGAUUUACUGGUGAUAACCAUACUAAAGAGGAACUAUUAUGAGCUUUUUUAGCUUAUUAUUCCAAAAACAUUAAUGCCUCUGAUGCUGAGGUAAUUAAUAUGGAGCAUAAGCCAUGGAGAAUUUCUUCCUGGACUAAGGAAGCUGACUCAUUUCUAGGCUUGAUUACCAGCCGGGGUGUUCAAGAAAAUGAGCCCGGAAAUCGGCAGAAAUCGAGCCUAACACAAUCACUCACCAGAGAGUUGUGAAGUUAGAUUUUUUAUUGUGUGUUUUUGCAGUUUCAGUUUAACUGUUAUGCAAAAUGAUAGUCUCAUCAACAAAUGCAGCGAAUUAAAAUUCUGUGAAAUUGCCCUUUUUAAGAGGCCCCCUUAGGGGGUUUACGUAUGUCACUAGUCUGAAUUUCAAAUAUCGGCAUUUCACAUUUUGAGGAGUAGGCCAUGUCCCUGUCGGUAUUUAACCCAUCGUUAUGUUGUUUUUCACCAUUUCAUCUAGUCUUAUGUCACUGUUUCAAGGCCCUGUCUCUUGUGGGAAUUUUACCCUAACCUGGCCUCUCUUAAGUUUUAGCCUUGCCAUUUACAAUAUCAGGGCUUGAAAUUAAAAAAAUCUUCAGGUCGCCUUUUGGCGACCAACCGGAGAAAUAUAGUCGCCGGAUGCAAAUUUUUAGUCGCCAGUUUGUAAAAUGUAAAUGACGCAGCUCAUAGGUAGCCGUGAAAUUCACAAAAACAUGCGAAAUACAGCGAAAUUCAGUAGAAAUCUUAUCAAAUACAUGUCUGUACAACAUAUUUGAAACUUAUCUCAGCUAUUGGGGUAUAAAUGAACGGCAUUUGAACGUUUAAAUAGAACUAUGAACUGUGACUUUGCACGUUUAUUGCAGGGCUUUGAUGGUCUGCAUCUAAUACAACACUUUUUGACCCGUGAUCGGAACUACAAUUCCCGAAACCCAUUGGUUCAUUUCUGAAACGUAUUGUUGUUGAAAGAGCAAAAUGACCUCUGUUAGAAAAACGUUAAUAAAGCUGGUCCGAUUGGCCCAAAACCGAUCGUAUCUGACAAAAUUUUCCCUCAAAAAUACCUACAAUAUCGGCCUUUUUUACCGAUUAAUUUUCGGCUAAGUUUGCCCCAAACAUUCCCGUGAAAGUGCCGCAAAAUCGGCCGAUUUUUCUGCGAAUUUGCCCCUAAAAAUCCCGCGAAAUUUUACUUUUUUCCGCUGCCUAUCAGAAGCCCAGCAUAGUAUGGCGCGAUCCAUCAGAUUUGAAAAUAUCAUGAAGUCGGUAUAAAUUUGGAGGUAAACUGGCUUUGUUUAUGCGAUUUGGCACAUUUUUCAUGAUGAAACUAAAGCAAGGAGAAAAUGUUAGUCGCAUUGGCGACCGUAUCAGUCGCAAUUUCGAGCCCUGAAUAUUGUAUUAUAAUGUGCAUAUACAGGGCAUCACUUACAUUAUAUAAAGAGGUCAUUUUAAAGAAACUUUGAUUCGUUCUGUGUUGUUUGAUGAAACAUAAAUGUUUUUGGUAUUUUGAGAAUCCAAGGAAGAUCAUUACAUGAAAGGGCCUUGCUGGUGAGAAAGAGCGAGAGUUUAAAACAAAACUUUUGUGUCCUCAGUCUCCCUUGAAGAGUUAAAUCUCAGGAUAAAAUCAGCAUCCUCUGGCAGAAUUUAGAUUGUGUAAAAACAUGAGGUACCAAACUCAUACACAAGCUGUAGUGUCAGGGCUGCCACUCGGAUUUUAGGUUGUUGGGUAUAUGCAAAUUUUAAGUAAGAGAUUUAACAGUCAGGUAUCGGUUGUUCAAAGGCUGCAUAGUGCUGUCCACUGGAUAACUCUCUAUCCAGUGGAUAAAAAAAUUAGUUUCCCCAAUACUUAGCUGCUGGAUAGUGAUUUAUCCGGUAGAUAGCACUAUCCAAUGUUUUAACAACCAGGACCAGGAACUUUUUUAUCUCUUUUCCUUGUAGAAGUAGCUGGUGCUCAAGCUCAUAGUUUCUAGGGGAAUUCCCUGGAACUCAGCCAUUAUUGACUGUCCCAUGAAAUUUGCAUGCUUGGUAUUCAACCCAGUUUUUGUAGUCUGAAUAAGUUAGGAAUAAUUAUGUAUAUCUGUUGAAUAUGAUGCCAGUCUAUUGCAGUGCCAUCUACAGUGUCAUGUCUGUAGCUUUAACACUGAUCUUUACCUUUUACAUUGCAAGUUGAACAAACUUCUCCAGGGUGACUCCUCCAUGUGUCCAUGGGCACAGAUAUACCAUUUCUUUUGUAUUGUACAUGUAAGAGUGAAUUUUGUUUUAACCUUAGUUUUUUUUUGUUUUCCUUUGCCACAGUUACCAAGACCAACUACAAGGAUUCUUUUAAGUCACUUUAAAUGGGAUAAAGAAAAACUACUAGAAAGGUGAGCCAUUUUAAGUAAGAACCAACUACCAUUUAUUAAAUUUAAUAAUAAGUUGUUUUGUAAUGUUAUCAUAUGAUAACGUUUUUCCCUGUCAUCUGUGCCCUUUUGUUUUCUAUCACUGGAGGGUGAGAAGGUGUCUCGUCAUUUUGAAGUAAACUUUGUCAAACAUCAUCCAGUUAUUGUGUAAUGGAGUGCAUGGGAUUAGGCCCCAAGUGACAUCUGAUCUAAUGUCAAAAUUAAUAUAUAUUUUUCUUUCAUUCACAAACAUAAUAUACAGACAAUGAUUUGGAUGGAGAAGCCAGCAGUUUAUCAGAGGUCACCUGAGGCUUAAUUCUGUUUCAAUUGUCUUUUUAAAAACAAAACCAAAGUUUAUGACUUCAGUCAAUUUAUCACAACACAUCCACAGAAAAGCAAAUGAAUUGACUUCCAGUCAAAUACACUCACUAAAAUGACUUGUGACAGCAAGUCGCAAUUUAGAACAAACUUAGUUCAUAUUGUUUAUGUACAUUUCACAAGGUUUUUCAGCUACUCACAAGCAGUUUCAGUUCAAACCCAAAGCACCCCUGAAAUAAGCGCUGAGGGGUUAAUAUUUUAUUCAUCAUAGGUAUUACAGUGGAGAUCAAGACAGACUCUUUACUGAAGCUCAUAUAAUUAGUCCACAUAGAACAAAUGCUAGACCAGUUUCAACUAAAAGGGUAAGUGACAAAAGCUGGUUCAUGAUUUAAUGACCUUUCUUGAUUUCUGAGCAAAAUUGUGAAUAUUACCGUAAUAAUCUUCUGUGCAGAAUGAAUUCUUACCUUUUUGUCCCAAUUCUUUAAUAAUAUUAAAGGAGUUCAUUUUUUUGAAUCUCUGAUAUUGCCUACGUUGCUGAACGUUAGUAAUCUUUGUAAUGCAGGUUAACACAAGGUCGUCAUCAGCAUCAACAGAGGCAAACUGUGAAAUCUGCUUGAAUAUCACACAGGCAUCAGUAAGUGAGAUCAAUACCAAUACCAAGCAGAGCAAGCAAACUGCAAUAUGGUAUAGAUGGUAUCAAUGUAGUCUGCAAACAGGCUCCUAAGUGGAGUGGUGCAAAAAAAAUUGGCACGUGACUUGAGCCAAGCAUGACCUGGGGGAGAAAAAACGGUGCGGGAGCCUGAAGGCUUUGUUUUGAUCCCAUGUAUCCACCCACUUGGAUUUGUCCUGUAACACAUAGGUCAAUAACAUGUCAGUAAAGUAAUUAGACCAGUUAAAUUGUAAUGUUUUUUUUUUUGGUGGCUCAAUGGAUUAGCUUCAAUAACAUUCGUGUGCGCGUAGGUAUUUUUCAUGGAAUGAGGAAGAUAUUCAUUCAAUAAUCAUCACUCACGUGUCAACUGUCAUCGAUCUCACCAAUCAGAUCAUGUAGCAGAAUCUGGUAUCCUGGAUGGGUGGCAUGAAAACAAUGUCUACAGGCUCUCCCAUCUUUUUUUCUCCCAUAGCCUGUGGUCAACUCGUUUGGCUCGCUUAUUUUCUUUUUCACCCUGCUCCAUAUGGGGGCCUGUUCGUGGGCUAGUAUAGAAUGUGUCUUACGAUUGUUACUGCGCUUGAAAAACACUGCCAGAACAAAGUGAUACAAACUACAUGCAUUUUUGAAAGACCUUUACAUUCUUGUUACAUGUAACUCACUGCAGGAUACUCCUUUUGUUCCUACACAGGCUUUUACUGGUUUAGAAUGCAGUCAUAGGUUUUGCAGUAGAUGUUGGAAGGAGUACAUUACUACUAAAGUUAUGGAUGAGCAUGUGGGAGAGGUGGGGUGUAAAUGUAAUGUUUUCUUUUCCGAUUACCUCAGACAAAAGAAAACUAUUGAGUUAAGGAACCAAAUGUUUCUGACUUAGAAAUUAAGACAUUUUCAUAGUCAUUUUCAACUAAUAAUUUGGAUAACUGUGGUAGGCAGCCCAUAAGAUAUUGUACGUUAAAAUAUCAGAAAUUGUGCAAUAUUUUCAAGGUAGAUUGUGCGAUAAGAUAGGUUUAUUAUGCGAUAAACUAUGUGUUUUGGGGGGGGCUACAUGUACGUGUAAUAAAUUAUUAACAUUGGUUUAACCAGGUUUCAAAUUAGAAAAAUCACUUUAAUGUUGUUUAACAGGCAAUUUGAAUGUAAAAGAAUAAUAAAACAUCUAUUUUAAAACAAAAAUAGUUAAAUUUGUCCAAUUAUCUUGACAUGGAAAAGAAAACAAAUAGAAAGAAAGAAAAAGGAGACUUGUUUAAUAUUACAUGUCACCAUUACACUACUGACCACACUGCUUGUCUCUGAAAUCAAAAUGGUGCCUGGAUACCGCGAUCAAAGCUUUCAGAUGUCUUGCAAGGCUUUCCUUACUGGUAAAUCAUCUUAAAUAACAUUAAGAUUGGGAAAAUGUUUGAUUACUUAACUUGAAUGUGCAAUUUUCCUUCAAUUGUGCGAUUGGAUGCAAUUUGAGGUCAAUUGUGCGAAAUCAAACCAUAACAUCAUAUCAGAUGGCUUGGGUAGGAGAUUACUUAGUAUAAAGUUAUCUUCUACCUCAGUUAUCUUUUUGAUUUAAUAAUUACUGUGACAUUUUUCUCUUUUGCAGAAUAUUUCUUGUCCUGCUCACAAGUGUGACAUCCUUGUAGAUGAAGUUUUUGUAGGGUGGGUUUCUAACACAAAUUAACCCUUGUUGCUUCAGUUAAAGCUGUUCCUUCCUUAAUAAUAAUCAUCUUUAACAUAAUGUUUAAAACAUGAACAGCAGUAACUGACUUCAGACUUUUCAGGUUGCUAGUUUUAACGAGGUAUAAAGGUUCUUACAUGUCAUAAAAUUCAUAAUAGUCAAUUGGACAAAAUGCAUAAUGAGUGUUAAUGAGUAUACUGAAGUGUAUUUAUUUUCUGUAAAUCAUAUUCUCUAGCUUCAAAUCUUGGCAAGUUAACCGUAUUGUGUUGUACUGUCAAUGGAUUGUCAUUUUUUUCAUGUUGAGAAUUGGUACUCCUUUCUCUGACAGGAAAGUUGUAAAAGAUAGCAAAGUGAAAGCUCGAUACCACCAUCUGAUAGCUCACAGCUUUGUUGAGGUAGGUUUAGGUAAAAGAAGUAAAGGGUUGAUAGGGAGCUUGAAGGAGCUGUGUCAUAAAAUUUAUUGAAUUUACCACAAAAUUAAGUGAAACAUAAAAAGUAACUGAAACAUAAAAAAUAACUGCUCAGAAUGUUUAAUGAAGGUAUAAAUAACAUAGAAAAUACAAAAUGAGGCACGGAUGGACAAACUUGAAGAAGAUUGAAACAGAUUGUGGCUUUUAAAAUUUGAAAAACCUGAGAUGGACUUUUUGCAUUCUUGGUCAGAGAUUCUGUCCAAAUUUUCAGGCAGAUCAUAGCUAUAAGAGUGAAGACACUUACCAAUACAAACUUGGUGUCAAGGGAUAUUAAAUGGGAAAAGGCCUUACAGUACAUCCGGUAGAUGUGAGUUGCCAAAAUCGUCUUUGCUUAAGCUCCCUAAAAAUAUUCCUCCGGAACUGAACUUGUUAAAAUCUUAAGUACAUGUAAUAAUGGAAACAAAGAAUGGAAGAUAUCUCAUUGGCUAACUACUCAACCACGGGACCUGGUCUGACAGUUUUACGUCAGUUCCGUAACUACCACGAUGCUUUACCAGUGACAUGCCUCUGCGGCUAUACAUUUUGGUGAGUCUCUUCGUCAUUGUUUACUUUGUCCAAUUGGAUUGGAAUCCCGAUUUUCCAAGCAUUAAAAUCCUGUAUAAUCAAUUAUGUAAAGUAGAUUAUUUUGUGUAAACUAAUUUCCUUUCCUUAGCCUGAUUUUUCAAACCACAUGAUUAUCUUAUCAAGUUUGCCUUUACAGGAAAUGAAAAUAAUGUAUCUUUAUGUGCUGUCUUCUAUUGUAGUUUUGGCUGUGGAGAACCAGUUCAUGAGCCUGUUAGAUGCCAUGUAAGUCAGCACUACAUUCAGAUGAGAGUUUGCAGUGCCACUUAAUUGACCAAUGAGAUCAAUGACCAGAUUUUAAUACCAUAAAUUGAUGUGAUACAACUCACCUUGACUCUGAAGAUAGUAUCGCACAGGUUGUCGAAACACCAGCUACUAUCAACAACAGUCCUAUUUAGGACUACCUUCAGCCAGACGAUAAUAUUCCACCUACUUACAUGCAUGAAGUGGCUCCUGGGAGCUCAAACCAUUUACUGUCCAAGCAUUAUAUCUUAUCUGAUUUUUUUUUGUCCUUGUAUAUUUGAGAUUGAGACUGUCUCAAAUUUUUUAACUCCUUUUUAUUUAUAUCUUUAGUGGCUCAAGAAGUGGAUAAAGAAGUGUAAUGAUGACAGUGAAACAUCAAACUGGAUAUCAGCAAACACAAAGGUCUGUUUCUUUUUUAAAACUGCAGUUCUAUCCUUUAUCGGGCACUGUUGAUAAUAACCAAAUGAAUACAUAUUUUUCUUGUAUUAUAAUGUCAGGGACAUUUUCGAAUAACAAAAGGACAAUAACAUCCUUACAGGCUUCACAGUACACUGUUAUCUUUUUUUACCACCGACAUUAGUGUACCAAACAGCAUUAUUGUUGACGUUCCAUUGAGAUGGUAUCUUCUGAACAAACAACCGUAAGUUAUGUCCUGCAGUGAUUUUGUUACCUCUAUGUCCUGCGUCCUUGAUGCAUAAAAAUCCACAGAUGCAAAAUAAUUCAUAACAUCUCGUUUUUUUUUCUUUGUGAAUUUUUCUCCCGCGCUCUACUAUCCGAACGCCUGGAACAGGCUACAUUGUAGUGGGUCGUUCUCCCACCACGUCAAAUUUUAUAGUUUUAUUUUUAUGCACAAGAUUUCCACCCGGGUGAUUUGUGUAAAUGGUAAGCACCCCUUGGUCUGUUGACUUGUCUUGAACCGAUUCCUGGCAGACAAAUGAGAAAUUAUGAUACCUUUUCCAUGUACUGGAACAAGUGAAAUACCUAUACCGGUAUCAGGAUAUACAUGGACAGAUAGACUACCUCUUACCCCGGAUGCGAGAAACACCCCAAAAAAAGAACAUAAAGUCUAGCCUUUGGGCAAGCUGUCAGGGGCCUGCCCUCCCCGCCGCCAGAGCGCCCCGGAGAGCUUGCUCGCAGGCUACCUAAAGUCAUGUACUGUUGGUUUUUUAAGGUUGUUUUUCUCAUUAAUGAGACCUAAUAAGACCCAGAAGUUACUGCUGUUAGAGAUAUUGUUUGUAUUACUCGUGGACCCUAUAAGUGAUUGACCAGUCUGCAACUGAAUUUUGUUAGAUAUUUGUGAUGAACAACACACAAGAACUGUGAAAGGUUUGAACCCAGGAGUCAUUUCAAAAGGUUGAGUUUGAUCGUCCGGGUGAACGUAGUGCUGAAUAGGACUGUUGUUGUUGACAGUGACUGACGUUUAGACAACCUGUGCGGUAGAGAACUAUUUGCAAUUUAUUCUGUUCCAUAGGCUGACUUUUGUUGGAUGUGUCUGGGACCCUGGGAACCUCAUGGAUCAAGCUGGUAAGAAUUCCUCUCUUUUCUGUCGGUUUUGCUGUCACCUUCCAACAUAGCCUGCAUAGCUGGCCUAAUUGUUUUUGCGCAUGUGAGAGUUUUGGCAGCAAGCAAGCCCCGCGGGACGGCUCAAGAAAAUUACAAAACAUCUCCUCUCCAUUCUCCAAACAGCUUUGCAGCUCCUCUGCGAAAACUUUGCUUGUGCUAACGUUCCCAUCGGCUAUACACGCUUCUUCCAACAAGUUGUUUGUGGUUUUCAAAACACUUAUGUCUAGAAAUGCACUUGAACGAGCUGUGUCACGAAAACAUUGGGAACUGCCACCAAAUUGAUUGAAUAAUGGCUCAAAACAUUAAAAGAAGGAAUGAUCGAUCGCAAAAUGAUAAACUUUUGGUAACUUAUUUCCGUCACUACGUAAAUUCUCGCGAAAAACCCAUAGCCAACGACGGCCAUCGAGUUUUCUCGCCAAAAUCGGGACUUCAAAAUCCGACGGCGCGACGGCAACGCAAGAGUAAGCAAAACAACAACUUUGCACGGGAAUCAAACGUUUUUGUAUAUUUUUUUGUCGUUUUUGCACGGCUACGACGUGAAAAAUGCGCAGUAACGUGGGUUCACGUGCGCUCUAUCGUACUGAGAAAGUCUCGUUCUCGUACGGCUUAUAAUCUACAGGUCUCUAUUUUCUUCUUGACUACCUAUUGUUGUUACAUAAAAAAUAGUGUACAGUUGAAAGCUGAGAUCUUCUUUGAGUGUGUGUCUGUAUGUGUGUCAUUAUAUUCAGGUACAGUUGUAAUCGUUAUGACGAGAAAGAUGCCCAGGCUGCCCGGGAUGCUCAAGCUGUAAGUAUUCAUGCUCUGCUGCAGAGGGGUUCAAAUUAAUUUUUGUCGUUUUUUUUGCUCCGAAACCGCUCUUGAUUUAGCCGUCCAAGCACAUUAUUACCUACAUUUGUAUUUGAACCAACACGGUUUGUAAGUAAGAAUACUUCUUUUUCGGUACUGAAAAUACUUGGACCUUCAUAUUUGAUUAUUGAGCUGCCAUCUGCGAGUAUCUUGCAAGAGGUUACCAGAUUGUUCUGCCCCACAAGACCUGUUAUAAUAGCAAAUGUACGUACCUAAAGGCUUAGAGAAUAAAAUAUUGGACAAAGCAUGGAUAAAGUGGAAAUUUAUCAUUUAGUUGGCAAGGGAUGUGACCUAUAAUUUUUUUUACUCAAAGAAAUUCUAACACUAAUAGAUUGAAUUUGAAAAAUACGUUUUGUAGAAAUCACGGCAAGCCUUGGAGCGUUACUUGUUUUACUGUAACAGGUACAUGAACCAUGCUCAGAGUGCCAAGUUUGAAUACAAGGUGAGAUGUUGUACCCUAGUGAUUAUUUGAAAAAACAAAGUUUUGUUAUACAGCGAGUCAGGAAGGAAAAAGUCAAGUAGCCUGCGAAUACAGCCAUCUCUUCUCACUCCUCGUCGCUAGGAACGUUUCGCAGAAGAGACGUCUGCGCUUUAGCGCCGGAAUUUCUAUACUGAUCAAUAGCGGCGAGGAGCGAGGAGAGACAACUGUAUUUGCAGGCUAGAAGUCAAGCACAUGUCAGGGAUACACUGUUACAGCCCCUGAUGGGCAAUGGAAAGUCUGGAAUAUAAAGCAGCCAGACGGUUCACUCGUGUCAGACUAAUUGUUAGUCACUGUAUUUCCUCUGUACUUGCUUAGGACAGUCGUCAUUGUGUCACUUUAAACUUAACUAUGCAGUUGGAGGCACAAAAGAGGUAGGGGUUGGUAUAUCAAAGCUCUCGGCUCUCUCAUCUGCGCUCAGCACGCAGAGCAUGGUCCCGCUCCCUAUCUCAGUCAAAGGGGGUGCACCGCCAUCGCUAGGCCUCCUCUGUUAGCCCAUUCAGUUGUACAUAGUUUUGAUUCUGUUCUCGUUGGUUCUUGUGGUAGUUCUUCAGGUUAGAGUUGCGUUCUCCUUUGCUUUUACCUUCUCAGUAGUAGAGUCUGCCAAGCUUUCAUUAUUUGUGCGUUCUCCGGCCGUUUGUCCGUUAAGACCGGUUUUUCAGCUUACUACCAUUAACGUGGAUAAAGUACAGCAUGAACUCCGCCAUCAUACUAACCCAGACAAAGUUGCAUACCUGGUCCAAGGCCGUAAUGAUGGUUUUCACCUAGGCUUCAAUUACAGUACUUCCUUGAAGCCGGCUCUGGGGAAUAUGGCCUCGGCACUUCUAAACCCUCAGGUCAUCGACAUUUACUUGCAAUCAGAAACUCAGAUAGACAGGGUGGCGGGCCCCUUCUCUCAGCCUCCCCUGUCUGACCUCCAUGUGAGUUAUUUCGGCGUCAUCCCCAAACGCCACCAACCUGGUAAGUGGCUCCUCAUCCUGGACCUGUCAAGUCCUGCUGCCCACAGUGUCAACGACGGGAUUGCUGGCGAGCAUUAUUCUCUACAGUACAUGAAAGCAGAUGAUAUUAUUGCGGCCAUAAUGCGGAUGGAGCGGAGUUCCCUUAAGGCGAAAUUUGAUGUGCAAAAUGCAUACCGUAUUGUGUCAGUCCACAGAGGUUAUUAGGUAUUAGGUAUGAAAUGGCGUGGUGCUUUUUAUGUCGAUAUGGUCCUGGCUUUGGGCGUCAGGUAAGCUCCAUAUUCUCUGUACAGCAUACGUAGUGGAGUGGAUUGCAAAGGGAAAUUAUGACUCCCACACUCUUGGCCCUCCCGGCUCCUCUGCCUGUCAACACAAUGUGGACAGGUCUAUUGAUUGCUUCUCUGAGCUCGGCAUCCCCCUCCAUCCAAAAAACUGGAAGGGCCGUCUACGUGCCUAACCAUCCCCUGGGCAUUGAACUAGACUCGCUUAGUCUGCAGGCGCGCCUUCAUAAGGACAAAUUUGGUAGGAUAAUUGCCUUGUUGUGAGGUGUGGUCGCAGAAGCGUUGGUGUAAACGCUAGGAACUGGAGUCUGUAAUAGGUCACCUUCAGUUCAGCAUACUUGCAAGGUCGUACUCUAAGGCCACUUUUUCUUGCGCCGAAUCAUCAACCUGUCAUGCGCUUUUCGUCGCAAUGACCACCCGAUUCGUCUCAAUCAAGAGUUCUUUCCUGACCUGGCCUGGUGCCAAGAGUCUUAACAGCCAUGGAAUGGUUGCAGCUUCCUUCAGUACCCUCAGUGGGCUCCACUAUCCGACUUCGAGGUUUCUUCAGACGUCUCUGGGGCUCUUGGUUAUGGAACAAUUUUGCUGUGUGACUGGUUCUCAGGCGCGUGGCUUCCAACACAGUCUCUCAGUCAAUCGAGUCCCUAUCAUCGUGGCAGCUACCUUUGGGGUCCCUUAUGGGCAUCCAAACGGGUUAACUUUCCAUCAGAUAGUCGCUCAUUGGUGGAAAUACUGCGCUCUGGCACUUCUAGAGCCCCUACCAUUAUGUCCCUGGUUCGCUAUCUGUCCCUGUUGGUAGCUCCUGAUUCCUUUUCUUUCACUUCCUCCCCGUUAGAGGGAAGUCUAACCCAAUCGCCGACUCUCUGUCUCGCUUUCAGUUUCAGCGUUUCCGCCGGCUAGCCUCUCAUGCAGACUCCAUUCCGACCCAGAUUCCGCAGCAGCUCCUCUCGGAUUUGGAUCUUUUUUGUCAGAUUAAUUCCACUUCUACUUGACUCAGGAUUUUGCCCCUACUAUUAGGAAAGUUUAUGCCUCUGCCCAAACGCUGCUUCUUGGAUUUCUUUGCUCAGGACAAUAGCUCAUCUCCUUCUGGAUCAGCUUUUCCAGCCAGUGAAGAUGCGCUUAUACGUUUCUGCAGUCAUUUUGCCGAUACUCUCCACCAUUCAUCGAUAAAGGUUUAUCUUUCAGCAAUCCAGGCCCCUCACAUCGAGGAGGGUCUGCAUUCUCCUCUAGUUGGUUGCCUUCGGUUACAGCGCGUGUUGUGAGGUAUCAAACGUCACCAAGGCUCAAACAAGCGUCAGCUUGGAAUGGAAUGGAGGCUCAUGGUUGGAUUGCGGGAAUUUGCCAGCCUUGAGAGCAGUAUUCUAUCUGGGGGCUGGCUGGCCGCAGUGGAAACCCCUGGGCAUCCCAAGUGCCCACCUUCCACGUAAGCAAGGCAGUUGGUUAACUGACCGAAUCUUGUACACCAACAUUGAGAGAGUGGAACGACGAAAAGUGUCCCAACAAUUUUGACUGAUACUGUAUCUAAUCUUUUUGUCCGCUCUUUCGCUUUGGGUGUUUUAAAAUUGUUGAAUAACCCUCGGAGCAACCAACGAAAACAGGUUUUAAGUUUAUUUAGUCUUUUAGAAUAUCUUAGAUAUAUAAUCUUUCAUUCUGCGCCAGAGAACUCAGUACUCGUAUACGCUGUAGCUGAGAAUAGAUUUAUGCUUGACGUACGCCAGUGUUUAGAGCUUUUGCAUGCUUGAUCUCUUUAGCUGUAUGCCCAGGUGAAGCAAAAGAUGGAAGAAAUGCAGCAGCACAACAUGUCAUGGAUUGAGGUUUGUGUUGGUGCUGUUUAGAUUUCCUUUAGCUUAUUAGUUAGAUUAAACACCGCGCUAACGACGAACGUUGAACGUCAGCUAGACGUUUGUCGUUUGCCGUGCCGUUCGCUGUGUUUGUUUGUUUAAGUUCCCCGUCAGCACAGCAGAACUGGAAGCUAAAAACGAGGGUGUUAAAAAUAUGAACAAGACGUGUCUUAGAUAUUUGAAAAUAAACUAGGUAUUGACUACACGUUUCCACGUUUCUUAAUUUUUUUAAAACUAAGUAAAAUAUGUAUGAUACACGGUAAGUGUUCUCGGUCGCCAUUCACUAUGACUAGACAAAAUAAACUGAGAAGCUGUCAUCUUUUUUCGCUUUAUUUUGAAACUCUUUUAGCUUUACAAACAGUGCAUAUAGAAGAAGGAUGAUUAACGAAGUAUAGCUAAUAAAAGCAAGCGAUCAAAAUGAAGAAAUAGUCGGUAGAAAUGGGCUGCAAAAAUUCUCGCGUUUCCUCCAAACGGGAGAAAUACCAUCCUUGCGUUGAAACGGCGGCUGGUAAACAGCAAACGCGGUAAAAGUCAGGUCACGUGACCCUUUCUGCCGUUCGCGGGAAAAAUGCGCGGUACAUAUUCUCUCAGUUGUUGUUGUCGUUGUAAAGAAUAGUUUGAUAAGAGGAUUGUAUGCUCUCUCUCUAGGUCCAGUUUCUUAGAAAGGCUGUGGAUGUUCUGUGUUUAUGCAGGAACACACUGAAAUAUACCUACGUCUUUGCUUUCUACCUGAAGAAAAACAACCAAUCUGUCAUCUUUGAGGUGAAUCCUUCUUGUUGAAUUUUUGCAUUAUCAAUAGCGUAAUACUGAAACCAUUUCAGACCCCACAUUUUCACAUCGUCCAGCUGACAUGAUAAGCGGAGCUCCACUGAUCUUGCAGUGUUCGCACAGUCUUGAAUUCAAAAGUCCUUGAAUUUUAGGGGAAGUCCUUAAAAAGUCCUUGAAUUCCAUUUUUCCUUAAAAAGUCCUUAGAUUCCUGUGAAAAGUCCUUGAAAACUGAGGUUUUAUUUUUGUUUUUUUAAAAUGAUUUUUGGCAAGUGAAGUGAAUCAAGUUUUGAGCAAGUGAAAUGAAAAAUGUAGAGAACUUGGUGGAACAAACAGUUCAAGUCCUGUCAGAAUGGACUGGGAAUGUGCGUUUUGUGUAAUCUGUGAAGUUACGUUCCUUGUAGGUGGUCCUUGAAAUGUCCAUGAAAAUUCCUUAAAAAAUGGUGGCAAAUUUUUGUUUGAACCCUGUCUUGUUUUUCUUGCUCGAGUUUCAAGACCUUUAACGCGAUGUUACACGGGACAAUUCGCAACGACGAUUUUUAGCUCAACACAGUGUUGCAAUGCUGGAACAAUGUUGUAACCAUUCGAAACAAUGUCACAACAAUGUUACAACGCUGUGUUGCGCUAAAAAUCGUCGUUGCGAAUCGUCUGGUGUAACAUCACCAUUAUUCACACCUUCAAUUAAACCCUUCCACCAAAAAAUGGUUUGCCUGGAUGUUAAUUUUAAAAUUCUAGCUCGCCCAUCAAGAAUUAAGGUGAUGUUACACGGGACGUUUUGCAACGACCAUUUUUAGCGCAGCACAGCGUUGCAGUGUUGGAACAGUGUUGUAACUAUUCGAAACAAUGUUGCAACAAUGUUCCAACGCUGUGUUGCGCUAAAAAUCGUCGUUGCGAAUCGUCUCGUGUAACAUCACCUUUAAGUUAAUGCGCUAUAUUCCACUUGCCUCAUUACAUUUUGUGAAUAGUGAUCUUCUUUCCAAAUUUGUUGUAUUUGUUGAGUGAAAUCCAUAAUAGACUUUAAGAUUUGAGAACAAGGACGAUUAGGAGGACUAGAUUUGACUGAAAGUUCAGUUAUUUCGCGUAUUCCGAAAAAAAUAGGACACCUUGGAAAGAUUCAUUUUACGUUUUUUCACCAGAAAAGUUAACACGGGUUAUUUUAUUAAACGAGGUUAAGCCUUCACCCGAUUGCAAAAAUGAUAAAACUUCUUACUUCCAUCACUGUGACAUUUUCGCUAAAACCCGUAGAAGAAUGCUGGGCAACGGCUAUCACUUUUUCCCGCUAUCACUUUUUCACACUCGUGCACCACAAAUUAUUGAGAAAGUCUCGUUGUCGUAGUUGUCCUCGUCUUAGAAGCUAAAGGUCUCUAUUGUGUCAACACAGGAUAACCAAAAAGACCUCGAAAUGGCUACAGAAACUCUGUCAGAGUACCUUGAGCGUGAUAUAACGUCUGAGUGUUUAUCAGAUAUAAAACAAAAGGUUCAAGAUAAAUACAGGUACGUGCCCUGAGUAGUUACUUCAGUUUCUUUUGUGUUCAAUUUUCAACAUUUUUGAGGCAGUUAUUUCGGGUCCCAGGUCGGUAGCUUAAGGAAACAGCCCACAUUUGGCGACGCCACCAUUGGUUUCCAUGCGAAAUGGCGUCUGAGAAACGAGCGGAGAUAUUCCAUAUUGGUGUCAGCGAGUAACCAGACCUGGGUAGUGCUUUUGAUGGGUUGAAGCGAGUUUCCCUCGCGGUAUGGUCAAAGAAGAAAAAUACUGAAUUUCAAACCAAGCGAUACAAAAAUGUUCAGAUAUCUUGUGCACCCUAAGGCUUUUCUUUAAAAAGGCUUGGCCCUGAAAAAUUCAGAAUGGGGUUCAUGUGGCCCUCAUUGGCCAAUUCCUAGGAUCCUUUAGCAAAGUUGCACCGAUGAGUAUAUAUCGUAUGGCGUAUUUUUCUGGCAAAUGAUCGCUCGGUACGUCCUGUAUGUAGUCAUCAUUUUUUAUUUUGACCGCAGCGGUGAGCUCUUAUAAACUGGCUUUUGUGAGCCAAAAAGGCUAUCUAUGAGCUGAACUUGAUGAAUUGUUCUUAUUAUUCCUAGGUAUUGCGAAGCGAGGCGAAAAGCACUUUUAGACCACGUAUACGAGGGAUACGAGACCGACAUUUGGGAGUACGUCGAUUACGACUGA
Messenger RNA from Porites evermanni, 15785 nucleotides. NCBI's taxonomy places the organism in Eukaryota, Metazoa, Cnidaria, Anthozoa, Scleractinia, Poritidae. The record is from the annotation of a GenBank genome assembly.